Molecule: messenger RNA, 2456 nt
Organism: Chiloscyllium plagiosum (whitespotted bambooshark)
Lineage: Eukaryota; Metazoa; Chordata; Chondrichthyes; Orectolobiformes; Hemiscylliidae
Gene: glipr2
Product: GLI pathogenesis-related 2
Cellular component (GO): extracellular region
Source: RefSeq, a predicted model, not a curated record
GUGAGGGAGAGGUUGAUGAUUUUCUCCAGAUCUUUUUAUAGAUCCUCCUCUUCAACUGUGUUUUUUCCAAUUUCGCUUCCGCCUUGCCAAUUUGAAAGAUUGAUAAAAGGACACCUUUUCGAGUCUGCUCCAGCUAUUCAGGUCUCAGCAGUUCCCCUGCUCUGUCCUUCUCGUGUCAGAAAUACAUACUUCAAGAUUUUCAUCCUUUAUCAGUACAGGUUAUCUCUUAGAGGCUCCAGGAAGAUCAGGAUCAGCAUGGCAUCUCGGAACAAGGAUACAGCCGGGCAAGGCUUUGCUGCACAGUUGUUGAAAUCGGUGAAUGAAUAUCGAGCGAAACAUGGAGCGGGGCCACUGACCCUGAACCCAGCAAUCAGUGAGAAAGCUGAGAAGUGGGCAAAGAGUCUGGUAGAUUCCAGAACAUUGAGGCACAGCAACACAUCAUAUGGGGAGAAUAUCUGGUGUCAGCAAGGCUCUGGCAGUCUCCAGGUUACAGGAAAGGAAGUUGCAGACUCUUGGUACAAAGAAGUUAAAAACUAUAACUUCUCUUCUCCCGGAUUUCAAAAGAAUUGUGGCCAUUUCACACAGUUGGUUUGGAGAGAAUCCAAGGAGAUGGGGGCUGGCCUGGCAUCGGAUGGCAAAGAUCUCACCAUCGUGGUGGCCCAGUUCAACCCGGCCGGUAACAUCACCAACCCAGGCUACUUUGCUGAAAACGUCCUGCCAAUCGGCAGUGAAGUGAAGGAAGACGAGAGUGGCUCGGCACAACCAAACACUGUGGAAGGUUUUGCUGCACAGUUGCUGAAAUCAGUGAAUAAAUAUCGAGUGAAACAUGGAGCGGGACCAUUGACCCUGAACCCAGCAAUCAGUGAGAAAGCUGAGAAGUGGGCAAAGAGUCUGGUAGAUUCCAGUACAUUGAAGCACAGCGACACAUCAUACGGGGAGAAUAUCUGGUGUCAGCAAGGCUCUGGCAGUCUCCAGGUUAAAGGAAACGAUGUUGCUGACGCCUGGUACAAUGAAAUUAAAAAUUAUGACUUCUCCUCACCUAAAUUUCAGAAGAAUUGUGGCCAUUUCACACAGUUGGUUUGGAAAGAAUCCAAGGAGAUGGGGACUGGCCUGGCAUCGGAUGGCAAAGGUCUCACCAUCGUGGUGGCCCAGUUCAACCCGGCUGGUAACAUCACCAAUCCAGGCUACUUUGCUAGGAAUGUCCUGCCGGUCGGCUGUGAAGUGAAGGAGGAUGAGAGUGGCUCGGCACAACCAGACAGUGGUAAGCCACCAGGAACAGGCAAGGUGGCACCACUACCAGACAAGGAAGCAAAAGCAUUUCUUGCUGAACUGCUUCAAGAACACAACAGAUUGCGAGCCCUGCAUCAAUCACAGCCACUCCAGUUAAACUCGGAUCUCUCCAAACAAGCACAGGAAUGGGCAGAUCAUCUCGCUGAGACCCGUGCGCUCCAGCACAGUAACACCGAGUAUGGCGAGAACCUCUGGUACAAAUGGAGCAGUGAGGCAAAGCCACCAACAGGGACCGAAGUAAGUGAAUCCUGGUACAAUGAAAUCAAGAAAUACGACUUCAAAUCUCCUGGUUUUAAGAGUGGAACAGGCCACUUCACACAGAUGGUGUGGAAGGAAUCACAUGAGCUAGGUGCUGGCUGUGCUACAGAUGGGAAGGGUAUGUUCAUGGUGGUAGCGGUCUACAAUCCAGCAGGAAACAUCACCAAUCCCGGAUACUUCGAGAAAAAUGUGUUACCUCCCAGUAAAAACUAACCAAGGAAGAAGACAACUGGAGUCAAAUGUCAAACAUUGUACUAAUGUACACUGAUGAUUGCAUGGGAUUAAUAGGAAUUUCAUUUGGGGCUUAAUCAAUUUAAUUUAAAUAGGAUUGUUUUCCAAGUUUUGGGUGGAUUUUACCACAAUAUAUUUUUAACAAGAUCAUAUAACAGAAAAUUACUUAUCCCUGAUUUUAUUUUCUAUUCAUUUAUGGGAUGUGGGUGUCAUUAGCUAGGCCAGCGCUUAUUGUCCAGAGGGUUUGGAGGCACAUGUGGGCAAGAUGGCUGUUUCCUUCCCUAAAGGACAUUAGUGAACCAGAUGGGUUUUUCUAACAAUCAAGAUGGUCAUCAUUAGACUUUUAAUUCCAGAUUUUAAUUGAAUCUAAAUGCCACCAUCUGUCAUAGUGGGAUCAUUACUGGGGUCUCUGUGUUAAUAGUCUUGUGAUAAUAGCACUGGGCCAUUGUCUCCCCUUCCUUAGCUCCUUCAUUCGUACUAUGCUGUUAGCUGUUGGGAUGUAAUUCUUUCUUUCCUCCUCAUUUCCUCCCUUGAAAACGCUCAUUAAAAUCAACCUCUUUGACUACCUUCUUAUUAUCUCCUCAUGUGAUUCGACAUGACAUACUGAUUCCUGGGAUGGCAGGACUGACAUGUGAAGAAAGGCUGGAUAGAACCAUGGUUGUAGGUGAACGUGAGGA